CUGGCCCGCUGUCAUCGCCUGCACCUUGUCGCAGCCCCCUGUGCUUCUCUCCGACCGCAAGCCACGCAACCCUAGCGUUUAUAAAUCCCAUACCCACCCCCCAUCCUGCUCUCCGUCUCGCGGUGAGAAGCCAUUACCCUAUCUCACCCUCUCCCUUCCGCCGAUCGCAUUCAAGAAUUCGAUUCGUCGCCGCCGGUCUCCUCCUUCACCUCCUCCAUUCCAAGAAGGAGGAGAACAGAUCUCUACAGCUCGAACGGGGGUGAUGGCUCUCUCGGCGUCCGACGUCCAGACCGUUUACUCUCUUCUCUCCAACGCGCUGUGCUCCGACGAGAACCUCCGCAAGCCGGCGGAGGCCGCGCUCGCACAGUGCGAGAACCGCCCCGGCUUCUGCUCUUGUCUUCUCGAGAUAAUCGCAGCGAGGGAUUUGGCCUGCCGGGAAGAUGUCCGGCUUCUGGCUUCGGUGUACUUCAAGAACAGCAUCAGCCGCUACUGGAGGCAUAGGCGAGAUAGCCCAGGCAUCAGCAAUGAAGAAAAGAUUCAUCUUCGAAAGAAAUUGCUGUCACACAUACGUGAGGAGAAUACUCAGAUAGCAAAUCAAUUGGCUGUUCUUCUCUCCAAAAUUGCACGCAUUGAUUAUCCAAAAGAAUGGCCGGAGCUCUUCUCUUUUUUGGUGCAACAGCUCCAGUCAGCUGAUAUGCUUGCUUCGCAUAGGAUUUUUAUGGUUCUUUUUCGAACUUUAAAGGAGCUAUCAACAAAACGCCUUAUUUCGGACCAGAGGACCUUCUCAGAGAUAGCUUCACACUUGUUCGAGUAUACUUGGACCCUCUGGAAGAGUGAUGUGCAGACCAUCCUGCAGAAUUUCUCUGCUCUUUUGCAAUGCAUUAACAUGAAUUCCUCAGCGGAGCAACAAAAUGAUCUGCUUUUAAUGUGUGAAAGAUGGUUGCUUUGUUUAAAAAUAAUUCGGCGACUGAUUAUUUCUGGCCACCCAAGUGAUACAACAUCAGCACAGGAGGUUCGGCAGGUUAAGGAAGUCUCUCCUGUGCUUUUGAGUGCCAUUCAAUCAUUUCUGCCAUACUACUCUUCAUCCCUAGAAGGACAGAUUAAGUUAUGUGACUUCAUGAAGAGAGCAUGCACGAAAUUAAUGAAAGUUUUGGUUGCAUUGCAAUGCAAACAUCCUUAUUCGUUUGGUGACCAAACUGUUCUUCCAGCUGUUUUAGACUUCUGCUUGAAGAAGAUAACAAAUCCUGAACCAGCAAUUUCAUCUUUUGAGCAGUUUUUAAUUCAAUGCAUGGUCUUGAUCAAAUCAGUAUUGGAGUGUAAAGAAUACAAACCAACUCUCACUGGUCGUGUGAUUGAUGGAAGUGGGGAAUCCCUAAGUUUAGACCAAAGGAAGAAGAGCAUCGCUAUGGCUGUUGGUGACAUUAUUAACACUGUUUUGCCUAGCGAGGGCAUAAUAUUGCUGUGUAACAUUUUGAUAAGAAGGUAUUUCAUUUAUACAGCAAAAGAUUUGGAUGAGUGGUAUCAGAGUCCAGAGUAUUUUCAUCAUGAGCAGGAUAUGAUUCAGUGGACAGAAAAACUGAGGCCAUGUGCUGAAGCUCUAUAUAUUGUUCUGUUUGAGAAUUAUAGACAUCUCCUUGGUCCUGUGGUCGUUUCCAUUCUUCAUGAGGCAAUGAAUUGUUGCCCACCUUUAGAAAUCGAAAUUACUCCUGGAAUGCUUCUAAAAGAUGCUGUUUAUAGUGCUGCUGGCCAUGCAUAUUAUGAGCUUUCUAGUUACCUCAUCUUCAAUGAAUGGUUCCACGGAUCUCUAAGUAUAGAACUUGCAAAUGACCAUCCAAAUAUGCGCAUUAUUCAUCGAAAAAUUGCAUUAAUACUUGGGCAGUGGGUUUCCGAGAUCAAAGGUGAAACUAGAAAGCUGGUGUAUUGUGCUUUGAUCAAAUUGCUUCAAGACAAUGAUAUAGCUGUCAGACUGGCAGCUUGUCGGUCUCUAUGCUAUCUUGUUCAGGACACCAAUUUUUCGGAAGAAGAUUUUUUUGAGCUUCUACCAACUUGUUGGAGUUUAUGUUUCAACUUGAUGGAAGAUGUUCAAGAAUUUGACUCAAAGGUUCAAGUUUUGAAUUUGAUAUCUGUACUGAUUGAACAUGUUGGUGAGAAAAUUGCUCCAUUUGCAAGUCAGUUGGCAGAUUUCUUCCACAAGAUCUGGGAGGAAUCAACCGGUGAAAGUUUAUUACAGAUUCAACUCCUAGCAGCCCUACGGAAUUUUGUGUUUUCUUUAGGUUAUCAGUCAUCCAUUUGCUAUAAUGUGCUUUUACCUAUCUUACAAAAGGGCAUUGACAUAGACAACCCUGAUGCUCUCAAUCUUCUGGAGGACAGUAUCCUGCUAUGGGAGGCAACACUUUCUAAUGCUGCUUCAAUUGUGCCCCAACUGCUAGAUUUUUUCCCAUAUCUAGUUGCUAUUACUGAAAGAAGUUUUGACCAUUUGAAGGUUUGCGAUCAAGUGGCAGUCAGUAUCAUUGAGGACUAUGUAAUUUCUGGUGGGAUUGGAUUUCUGAACAGGCACGCUUCAAGUUUAGCUAAAUUACUUGAUGUCAUCGUUGGAAAUGUUAAUGACAAAGGACUGCUUUCAACUCUUCCCGUCAUUGAUAUUCUAGUCCAGUGCUUUCCUGUGGAGGCGCCUCCGUUGAUAUGUGGAGUUCUUCAGAAACUCAUUCUUAUAUGCUUGAGUGGAGAAGAUGAUUGUAAUCCUUCCAGGACAGCAGUGCGUAUAUCUGCUGGAGCCAUUCUUGCAAGGGUCCUGGUGAUGAAUACGAACUAUCUUGCCCAGUUAACAUCUGAACCAUCUCUUUCAAUAGCCCUUCAGCAAGCAGGGCUUUCUGUUAACCAGAACGUACUUCUCUGUUUGGUUGAUGUUUGGAUCGAUAAGAUAGAUAAUGCUACUGCCAUACAGAGAAAGAUUUGUGCGUUGGCUCUUUCUAUUAUUUUGACUUUAAGAGUGCCACAAGUUAUUGAUAAACUUGAUGACAUCCUAAGUGUUUGUACGAGUGUUAUUCUGGGAGGAGGCAGAGAGUUAAGUGAGGAAGAUCCCAGUGGUGAUGCAACAAGUUCUUCGGGGCCCCACAAUGAAAGUCAUGGAUAUGGUGGUUUUGCAAGUAAAGAGUUCAGGAAAAGACAGAUAAAGGAUUCAGAUCCCAUCAGGCAGUUGUCAUUGGAGGAUGUCCUGAGGGAAAAUCUAAAAGCGUGUGCAGCUUUUCAUGGGGAUGCUUCUUUUAAUGCGGCUAUUAGCAGAAUCCAUCCAUCAGCGUUUGCCCAGUUACAGCAAGCAUUGAAGAUGGCUUAGAGAAUGUGGAAUAUACAACUUCAUUUCUUUAAUAUGUUGGGUUCUUUGGAAGCAGAAUAGGUUCUACUACACCAUGGGUUACGCUGUUUCCACGAAUUGCUUACAAAUGCCUUUAUCCUAGAUCUAACAUGUCGGAUCAUUCAUUUUCAGGUGUCUUCUAGUGCUCUCGCCUGCUUGCUUGUUCUUUUUUCCCUCAAAAGUUGCUUCUGUCGAUUGACCUUCACAGAAUGCUGUAGAAUAUCUCAUACGGAUAUUGAGUAGUUGCUUGGGGAGUGAAAAUACAACAUAGGGGAAAAGAAAUACGUGAUUGGCAUCGAGCAGAGUAGCUAGCAUUCAAGUUCUUCAGCUGCUGCGUCUCUGCAUCCUAUGAUAUGGUUUCAUAAGUUAUUGGGUAGGUAGCUCCCAUACAAAGCAGGCAGUUCGUUUUUUUGUUUGUCCUGCUUCAAGCUAGACUGCAAUAUUGCCAGGUGGUGUUGUAUUUCCGUGUGAAUUUGGAACUGGGAGUGGGUCUGUGUGCCAUGAAAGUAGGUGUGUGACUCUGGCCUCAGAUGGUCGUCAUGGAGAUUGGCCUCUUCCUCACAGCAAAAGCAUUCAUUUUUGCAUGAUCUAUUGUAUCUAUUGAAUUUUAUGAAAGGACAUGGUAAUCAGCGUGAUGGUACCUUUAUUGGAGCUGCCCGUAAACUGUUGACACAUGAAUCAGAUUUUUUGUGCGUGCUACGCUUGCAUGCAUCCUUUUGCAUGUACGAAGCAGAAAGAGCCCAAUCAUUUUGUGCCAGAAAUGAAUUUUUUUCGGGAGAAAGCAUGUUUGUAGUGCAUCCAUAACAUACUGGUGACAGGGCAGGUGGGCGAUAUUUCCCAUCCUGCCAAAUGGCCUUUCGAGUAGAAUUAUCCCCGAGAGAAAAUGAUCCCCGGUCGGAGAGGAUGACUUAUUCCGGUCUUUUCGCAGAAUAGGGAAACCAGCGGAAUGGAGCGCAAUCAGCUGCCCGUUAUCUUUUCCUCCCUGUAUUUAAACACAGGACGAGAGAAGGCAAUUUUAUCCGCUUGUGCAGAAAAUCAAAAAGUAAUUUAAGUCAUGUUUUGUAGAAGCAGCCCUGUCACUUCAAACUUAAGUAAGUUUGCUUUAUUCUUUUUCAAAAUUUACUUGUCAUUCGAACGCAGCCUCACGAAAAUGAUACAUAUCGUUCGGCAGAA
Molecule: messenger RNA, 4525 nt
Organism: Phoenix dactylifera (date palm)
Lineage: Eukaryota; Viridiplantae; Streptophyta; Magnoliopsida; Arecales; Arecaceae
Product: ARM repeat superfamily protein
Biological process (GO): protein import into nucleus
Cellular component (GO): nuclear envelope; cytosol
Molecular function (GO): small GTPase binding
Source: RefSeq, a predicted model, not a curated record